Messenger RNA from Tribolium madens (black flour beetle), 4917 nucleotides. RefSeq lists its product as uncharacterized. The transcript is spliced from 10 exons. NCBI's taxonomy places the organism in Eukaryota, Metazoa, Arthropoda, Insecta, Coleoptera, Tenebrionidae. Bases 81 to 4358 code for a protein of 1425 amino acids. Gene Ontology annotation, molecular function: protein binding. The record is from RefSeq and is a predicted model, not a curated record.
GUUCAUUCAUGUUGACAAGAAAAAUAACAAUGCACAAGAAAAUAUGAAAUUUAGAUAAUUAUUCACUUCACACAGCAUAAAUGGCGUACGUUAAUGUGAGGGAUUGGUCAGUUGAUCAAGUAAUCGACUGGUUAAAAGGCCUCGAUAGUAUUAUUUUGCAAUAUACGACCUCGUUCUUGAAUAAUGGGGUAACAGGACAUCAAUUACUUAGUUUAAGAGCCGACGAUUUGGAUAAUUUAGGAGUUAAAAGUUUAGGACAUCAAGAAGUCAUUUUAGAAUCAGUGGAACAUUUGAGACAUUUUCACUUUGAAUUAGAUAAAGAAAAUUUGCAAAUGCUCGCAUUGAAGGUCUCCUGCGCUUCGAAUUCUCUCUACAAAGAACUGUUAUUAGUCGAUGAUGAUUGUCCCAUAGUUUCGCCCCAAAUGAUGUCAGACGUGCACAACAUCAUAAUGACCAUAAAACCGCUAGUUUGCUGGCUGGAUCGCGCCCCCUUUCUCGGCGAUAAAGACUACAUUGAUUGCAAAACACAAUUGCUUGAUUUGAGCUUUGAGAUGGCUACGAGGGCCCAUCGAGGGAAAUUCUCCGAGAAACCGGUGAGCUUCAUCAAGGAGAUUUGCGAACGAAUCACCAAACUCGCCGAUCAUAUUAUACAAGAGAUUUCCGAUCCGAUGGUUUUGCAACCGGCCUCGCUUGAUCUCGCCACUUUAAAGAAAAAGGAGCAAGAAUUGGGUUUUUUUAUCUCGCCAAAUAAUCAUGCAAUUCAUCAAAUUGCCGAGAUUAAGUAUGGCUCACCGGCACAUGGAAGCAGUAAAAUCGAAGAGGGCGAUGAAAUCGUCCAGGUUAAUUAUCAGACUGUUGUGGGGUGGCAACGCAAGAAUGUGAUGAUCUUGCUUCAAGAUUCGCCCCCAGAAAUUGUACUCACGUUGAAGAAGAGACCAAGACAUACGAAAGUUUAUGGUCAGAUUUAUAUGAAACCGUAUCGUUUGCCGAGUAAAAAGCUUGAUGGACAGACGUAUUUUCGGUGGAAUGAUAGUAUACCGCCUUCUAGACUGCUUCCAAUGCAUAGUUUAUCGCCAAUUGACAUUCCAAAAUUGCCUGUGGUUAUUGAGCCUCCUGAUGUCGAAAUUGAGUUGAGUAGUAGUGAUGAUAGUGAGCCUCCUGAUAGUCCUUUGGAUGGUAGUGGACGAAUGUAUCCUCUUAAGCCGAGACCGAUUUUGCAAAGGCGGAAUACCAUUACGGGGCCUUUGCCCACCUCCAAAACACCGUAUCCCUACAUGGAGAAGUAUUGGCAGAAUUGGAAAGACCGUGCCAUUUCAACACACUCGAGUUCGAUCAACAUCGACGAUACGAAUUUCGAAACCGAUCCGAGUUUCAUUCGGGACAAAAGCGCUUCUUGCAAUUUAGGCCUUGAAUUAAGUCCUCGACCGACGACGGUCAUCGGCAUCGGCCAAAGUCGCAACAAGUCCUUCAAAAACUCCAAGAAACGCGUCAUUUUCCAAGAGAAAAAGCACGAAGAAAAGAAGGAAAAUUGCCAUUUGAAGAGUAAUUUAAACGAGGAGAAGAGCAUCAGUGUUAAUAGUUUAGCGAGUUUGAAUAACGAAAAUAUUGCGUUUAUUGAUGAAGGACGAGAAUUGACAGAUCGCACAAGUAUGGUCACUGAGGAUGAUGUUAAGAAAGAGUGUCAAUAUUUUCACACUACUCAUGAUAGAGUUAAAGAUGUGGCGCUUGCCGAGGUUAAGAUUCAUGAUAUUAUUAAGAAAUUUGAUGAGAAGGAAGUUGUUGUUGUUAAACCGAAGAUUUUUCCGAGAUCACAGAUCAAGAAACCACCAGAUGUGCCACAAAAACCGGAUUCGAGUAAAAAACCGGUAGUGCCACCUAGGGUUAUUAGGGGAAGGUUGGAUAAAAGCCACAGUACGCCGGCUUAUGACUUGACCGGAGAUGAGAAUUCGCCGGUUGAGAAAUUUCUCGUGGAGAAGACACAAGUGGAAGUUGUUGAGCAAGUAACUACUACGGUUUCCGAAAGCGAACCCUUCUCUGAAAUGAAAUACGAACUCGGAAUCCCUAUCGUGGACACUAUAAGUUUGCCACUCGUCGAAGAAAUCAAAAUAACUCUUACUGAAAAAACUAACGAAAUCGACGAUGAUUUGCCACCAAAACCUCCACCACGAACCUUCGGUGUAGUCGAUUUAAACAAACCGGCUUAUCCAAUCGACUCACCAAAACCGAAUAUUUCUGAAAAACUGAAAGGGGAUUUAGUGCUGAAAUCAACCGUUUUCGAGUUUCCUGAAACGAAGCCACCACAAAAUAAGUAUUUUGAACCGAAGACAGCAUCAACACCGAAAAAAUCGGAGUUUAGCGAAACUGAAGCAGUGGUACAUAAAAGCGUCCCUAGUUUUGAAUUACAGAAAAUGAGUGAGAGUAAAAUCUCACCGACGAAUUCAAUAGUGCGAGUCAUGAUUUAUUCAAAUAAAAAUAAAGCCGGGAAGAAGAAAAACACAAUUACUGCUAAACGAAGAAGAGUUACAGUUAAUGAUUUAAAUCCUCCCGAUACUCAGGGGUAUUUAUACCAGCGUUUACGAAGUAAACAGAACCAAAAUGUGCAUUGGGAAAAAAGAUGGUUUGUUUUGUUGGGUAGUUGUUUGUAUGGUUUUAAAACGAAAGAAGAUCCACGAGCUGCAUGUCUUAUUUUUCUCUCGGGCUUUACUGUGGCUGUGGCCAGCGAAGUGAAAUCCCGCUCGAAUGCGUUUAAAGUCUACCACACCGGCACAGUUUUCUAUUUCUCAGCCGAGGAUUCUGAAGCCCUCCAAUCAUGGAUCGAGACAAUCACCGCAGCCACUCUCAACAAUGACAGUCUUAAAAUCACCGAUGGCUCCCUCUACUCCGAAACGGACGAAUCAGACACCGAAAAAUCGAAAAAAAUCGAAAACAACCCAAAAUUCAACUCGUUAAAAAAACUAAAGAAACAGGAAAACACCAGUGGUGGUGGUAGUACAAGUUUGGACCGAAAACGCUUCUUUAACAAAUCAAGCAGUCAUUCGAAAAAUUCACUUCCUGUCCCCACCGCCCAAUUCCGCUCCUAUCGAAAAAUUAAAACCAACGAACCGAGUGAAAGUGUCACCACUGGGAAUUUUACAUCGCAUGUGGCGUCGUUUUUCGCACACAGAUCCGAAAUUCAGUCGGUUCCGAAUUUGACUGUUGAACAAAGUCAAGAAAAAGUCAAAUUAUCGAAAAAACCGUUGAAUUACGUUCAUGCAAGUAAUCCAAGUUUGUGUAAUAUUAACGAUUUUCAUGUUCCGAGUUUUCCGAAGAAGAGUUUCAAGCAGUGUAAUGAAAAUUUGGCCGGAUUUGUGACGUUGGAAGAGCUGAUGAUCAAGCAAAGCGAGGAGAAAAAACUCAAUCCGUACAAUAUGGCCGAUGAUGUUUUCAUCAAUUUGAAUUUGAUCAAACCGGAUGUUGUUUAUGGGGAAGUCCCGAUCCGCCCGAAAGAGAAAGUCGAAGUGGAGGAAAAAGGCCACUCUCGGAACGCUUCCGACUCGCAAAAACAAGACUUGGGUAGUUCUUGUUUCGGAAAACGUCUCGGCUCUUUCAAAAAAAUCCACAAGGAAAGCGACGACUUUGAAACUCGCACUUCAACUUACCCUAAAACGGCUAAAGGUUUUGACCAAAAAUUGAACAGAUCGCUCCCUCGGACCCACAAAUUGUCCGCGGACGUUUCUCGUUACGCCUCCGAUAGAAAUUUAUCAAGUGAGCGAGGAUACGAAAUGAUUUAUUGUCCAGAAACCACAACCGAUGUUCAAUUUGCCCAAAAUCGCAAUUUGUACAAAGAGACGCCGAAAAAGAGUCACAAAAUCAAAAAACAGAACAGUUUUAAUUCCUCGGGGAAGUACACUAACAAAGUCUCAGAUUCGUCCAAAGUUAAAUUAAAAUCGGCAAUCCAAUACACGCCCAUGUGUUUGCCUUUGUCACAAGACGACAAGUCCAAACCAAAACUCGCGUUCGAACUGAAUUUGGACGAGAAGAGCAACAAGGGAGGGAAAUUCAAACAGAUUUUUGGUAAACAAAGCGAGGGGAAGAAGGAGAAGACGUUUUUGGGCUCGCCGAAACUACAUCGAACCAUUUUCCGGAAAAAUAAUUCCAGUUCGGAGCUAAAUUGGCCAUCUUCGUCUCAGACUGUGGUGUCUCAAAGCUCAUAUUCGGUUGAAAAUUCGCCCCCUGAACCACCACCAGUGAGUAUAAGUCCACACGCUGAUUAUCCAGGGUUGGAAUAUCCGCCGGUUUUUGAACCGGAAACCUAUUCUCUUGCCGACCCACAAAGCAGUUUGACGUUGUUGCGCAAGCAAGGCAAAAGUAAUAACUAGAUUGUUUCGUUUUUGAUAUUAUUUCUUGUGAUUUGAGCCAUAGUUUUGCCAUCAAAUAUUUGGACUUUUACGCUUGCCUGAUAUUCAGUUGUUGUUAAUACUUGUAAAGGAAACACCAUAUAUUGUUGUGAUAUUAAAAAAGUGUCAAUUACUAAGUAGUUAGCAUUGUUUUGUAGUUAAAGCUUGGGGAAAAUGUUUUAAAAUUUGUUGAAUAAUCGUUUUAGAGGCAAACGGCUUAUUUUUUAUUCAAUAAUGAAUACUUUGGCAAUAUUAGUAUUGAUAUUGUGGUUCAGGUUUAUUAGUUUUUAAACUUGUUAUUAGUUAGAGAAAUUGCAGUAUUAUUUGAUAUAUUUUAUUCAUGAUGUAAUUUUUAAUUGCCAAUAUUUUGUCUAUUUGUUACGACCAUUGUGUCUCAGGGGUAUUGGCUAAUUUAAAAAUGUUAUAACUUAUUGAUUUUGCAACAUAUCUGUAUAUAAUUUGUAAUAUUUAUAUUUUGCUUUUUACUAUUUUAAGUGCCAAAUUAAUCCCAGUAUGAAAUAAAAUGUUUAUAUAAAAAGUA